Molecule: messenger RNA, 1209 nt
Organism: Arachis duranensis
Lineage: Eukaryota; Viridiplantae; Streptophyta; Magnoliopsida; Fabales; Fabaceae
Exons: 2
Coding region: 1-1209 (402 amino acids)
Molecular function (GO): zinc ion binding
Source: RefSeq, a predicted model, not a curated record
AUGGAAGGUUCCAUUGCUCUACUGAAGACGUCCCCGGUUAGGGUGGGUGACCAAGUUGACGAAGAUAGAGUCUUCUUUCAUCGGAUGUUUUGGACAUUCCCUCCGUGUAUUGAGGCUUUCUGCCACUGUAAGCCGCUGGUAAGCAUCGACGACACACACCUGUAUGGCAAGUAUGGCGGGACAUUGUUGUUGGCGAUCGCACAGGAUGGUAACUCGAAUAUUUUGCCUGUUGCGUUUGCACUCGUGGAGGGGGAGAACGCAGAGUCUUGGCCAUACUUUCUUUCGAACCUUAGAAGGCAUGUCACUCCACAGCAAGGUAUUCUCGUGAUCUCUGAUAGACACAACGGCAUCAAGGCUGCACUAGAGUCCCCCGAUAGUGGUUGGCAACCUCCCCAUGCUUAUCGGGCAUUUUGUAUUCGGCAUGUUGCUGCAAAUUUUGCCCUCACUUUCAAAGGACAGGAUGCGAGGAGGUCGCUGGUAAAUGCCGCGUAUGCAAAGACGGAAGCAGAAUUCGACUAUUGGUUUGAUAUAAUGAGGACGGAGAACCCGGCCAUGUGCGAUUGGGGCACAAGAAACCUACCGGUGACGUCUCUGGUUAAGUCGGCAUAUCUCCGGCUGGCCGAGUUGUUUGUUGUUCGGGGGCAGACGGCAGAGGCACAGUUAGGGUCCGGUCACCGGUUUUCACAGGCAGUAGUUAAGGCCAUUAAGCGUAAUCUGAAGGAUUUGAGGUGCUUCACGGUGACUGUGUUUGAUAGACAUCACCUUGACUAUACAGUGGCUAAGACGACGCCCACCGGCAAAUUCUCUUUGGGUAGCUAUCAGGUUUCUCUAAGGGAUCGCACCUGCGAUUGUGGAUACUUUCAGGCGCUGCACUACCCCUGUUGCCAUGCCCUCGCAUGCUGUGUGCAGUCACAGCUAGAUUGGGACACUUAUGUCGAUGAGGUGUACACCAUGUCUGAGGUCUUUAAGGUGUAUGAGAUAUCCUUUUCACCUUGUAUUCCAGAGGGGCUUUGGCCACCAUAUGACGGGCCGACAAUGAUCCCCGACCCGGACAUGAGAAGGGCAAGAGAAGGACGACCACGGUCCACCCGCAUCCGCAACAACAUGGAUGAAGCCGACACCAGCCGACCUAAGAGGUGUGGCCUGUGCAGGCAGCCCGGUCAUACCCGAAGGGUUUGCCCUCAGCGAGGUUCUACUAGCGGGAUAUAG